This is a messenger RNA of Drosophila eugracilis, 901 nucleotides long. RefSeq names its product transmembrane emp24 domain-containing protein 5. The transcript has a single exon. The record is from RefSeq and is a predicted model, not a curated record. Gene Ontology annotation, cellular component: Golgi apparatus; COPII-coated ER to Golgi transport vesicle; endoplasmic reticulum. Gene Ontology annotation, biological process: intracellular protein transport; Golgi organization; endoplasmic reticulum to Golgi vesicle-mediated transport. Bases 111 to 803 code for a protein of 230 amino acids. NCBI's taxonomy places the organism in Eukaryota, Metazoa, Arthropoda, Insecta, Diptera, Drosophilidae.
GAGCAGGCUUUUCGUGUAAAUUCCACAAUUCCACAAACCCUGUAAAACAGACAACCGGUCAACAUUCAGUCGAACAAUUUGAAGCAAAAAAUAGGAAAAACCAACGAAAAAUGUUCCAAAUCGUUUGUUACAUUUGCCUGUUUCUCCUGCUGCAUGAUUUGGACUUUUCCAAUGCUGAGCCCUACAACAAACAACUGACCAUUUUUGUCGAGGCUGGGCAUCAGGAAUGCUUUUAUCAGCCAAUUACCUCUACCGAGAACAUUAAAAUCGAUUAUCAGGUGAUAUAUGGUGGUCUCGGAGAGACUCAUAUCAAUUUUAAUCUUAUGGAUUCGAGUCGUCGUCUUCUGAUCAAUGAAAUAAAACAGGAAAAGGGAAAAUGCGAUCUGGUGGCCAAUGAAACUGGGACCUAUAAGACAUGUUUUGAUAACACUAUUAGCACCUUCAAUCAAAAGAUUGUUGCGUUCACCCUGGAAGUGAGACCUGCUGACCGAGAGGAGCGGGAGUUUCGAGAUAUGCACCGGGAAAUGUUAACAGAUUACCAAUUUGAUAUGGCUUAUACCGCUAUCAAUAAUUACAUGGGUAAGAUCCAUGUAAAUCUUAUGAGAAUCGGGCAAACUCAGCAUUUCAUUAAAGCAAUCGAGGCCAGGGACCGCAAUUUGGCCGAAUCCACUUUCGCCAGGGUUAACAAGUGGUCUUGGGCCAACUUAUUGGCGAUGAUAUUCGUUGGCUUCCUUCAGGUGUUGAUGGUUAGAAGUAUUUUUCAUACACACGGCACCUUUUACAAGUUUUGGAAAAGCUUUUAAAGUUUUUCAGUAGUCUUUGGAAAUAUUUUUGAAUGAAUAAAAUAUAAACUAUAUUUGUAAAGGUAAUUAGGAAAUAGGAAAUUAAACCGCUAAAAUCC